AUGGCUAAGAAACGGCUGGAUACCACGUUGAAGAAGAUAAACAAAGAUGGAUAUCUUGAAGCCUACGGCCAAAUAUUUAAAGAAUGGCUGGAUGAAAAUAUAAUUGAGGAAGUGUUCGAGGAGCAGCCGAACCGAGGUCAUUAUUUACCCCACAGGCCGGUAAUUAAGCCUAAUAGCGCGUCCACAAAAAUCAGACCAGUUUUUGACGCUUCAGCGAAAGAAAAAGACAAACCUUCUUUAAACCAGUGCCUUGAAAAGGGGGUUAACUUGAUUGAAUUGAUUCCUGCUAUUUUAUUAAGAUUCAGACGACAAGAAAUCGGUGUAAUCUCAGAUAUUCGCAAAGCCUUUUUACAGAUUGGGAUACACAAAGCUGACAGAGAUUUUCUUCGUUUUCUUUGGAUAGAUGAUGCAGGGAAAGAAAAGGUGUACCGCCACUGUCGUGUGGUAUUCGGGAUUAGCAGUCGUCCGUUUUUAUUAGGAGCUUCACCUUCACUAGAACAUCAUUUUUCCUUGAUGUUAACAAGAUGUGCGUCAAAACUGCUGAAUGUUUCGGAAGACAUUAUUUUAAAAUUGUCGCAUAGUUUUUACGUUGACAAUUGCGUUACUAGUGUUGCUAAUGAACAGGAGCUGCGAAUUUUUAUAGAAGAGUCGAAUAUAAUAAUGGCUGAAGGCAAGUUUGAUCUCAGAGGGUGGGAGUAUACAGGCCAAUCCCCCGAUGACACUAUUGAUGCCUCGACCCAAGUCUUGGAAAUAAAAUGGAACAAGAUAGAUGAAACAUACGACAAGAGGAUGAAAAUACAGACCUACCUUUUGAUAAAGCUAUAA
Diabrotica virgifera virgifera (western corn rootworm) is the source of this 825-nucleotide messenger RNA. RefSeq lists its product as uncharacterized. Lineage: Eukaryota; Metazoa; Arthropoda; Insecta; Coleoptera; Chrysomelidae. The record is from RefSeq and is a predicted model, not a curated record. The coding region runs from base 1 to 825 and encodes 274 amino acids. The transcript has a single exon.